CACCUUCUAUUCUCUUUUUAGACAAAAACGCAGAAAUACCUUUUCACAUCCCUGUCCCUGUGGAUGAAACAUGUUGCAGAAGACAAGCUACAGGCUUUUACAGAAGUGUUUCUGAUACAACAGUUUGAAGUGAACCGCACAAAAAACCCAGAAAUUUGCCAGUGUGUUUUACAGGGACUCAUGCAGGCAAUGAAAAUUCCAAACCCUGCCCAGUACUGCUGGGGCUUUUUGUGCCAGGCUAUUGAGAAAAUAUUUGAGCUUCUACCAAAUGAAAUUCAGAGAAGUAAACUGGAGAUGUAUGUCAGUGUAGCAAAGUGUAUCUCAGAAAUGGCUGAUUCAGAGAUUGAUCGCAUUGUUCAGAUCUCUAAGAACAAUAUGGAGAAGGCCAUCUUCACCAAAGUGUAUUUGAUUUCUCAAGGCAGACUGCCUUUGAAGAACUUGAGUGUUGUGAUUGAUACUUUGAUAGGCUAUUACCAGAAAGAGUCUACAGUAUGGAUGUUCUUGCAUAGUUUCUAUCACUCCCGUAUUGUGAGCCAUGAAAACACUGGAGUGAUGAAAAGGAUGGACUGGCUGCUGGACUUGAUGGGCUACAUCGGAAAUUUAGCAUACAAGUCAACACCUGUACAAAAUGUUCAUCUUAAGGAGGUUAUAGAUUUUCUUCUGUGGCUGUUUGCAGGUUCUGUGGUGGCCUGGGCUGACCAUAGUGCACCAUUACUGCUUGGCCUCAGUGCCGACUGGUCACCAUGGAAGCACCAAACAGUAUUACCAGAAUUAUUUGAGGAUCAUGUUGGCAAGCACCCCGCUGACAAGCUUGCUAUGCAGGAGACACUCACUCUUCUUCCCAGUAGCAUUUCUCUUUUGCUAACUAAAGAGCCUUGGAAAGAACAAACACAAAGGUUUAUUGACUGGCUUAUCAGUAUGUUGGAAAGUCCUAAGGAAGCAUUAUCAAAAUCUUCUACAAACCUGCUGAAAGUUACGCUUCUGGCCUUGAGACCUCUUGCAGAGUUCAAGAAGAAAGCAGUGUGGACUAAAGCUUAUGGCUGGUAGCUGCAUGCAACAUCUUACCAUGUGUAGAAAACUGUUCGUAUUUGAAAGCAUAAAGUUACUUUUCAGGCAUCAAGAGGACUAAUUUCAAAGAUGUUUCCUAUCAGAAUUUUUUUUUGUUUGUUUUUUUUUUUAUUAUUAUUAUUAUUUUUUAAUCCUCUCUCCUCUCCCAAAGAUUCAUAUGAUGAAAAAAAAUAUUUUUCACCAGUGGGGUCAUUCUCCUACAGACUGUCUGGCAUGGUUUGAGCUGUGCUGAAUCUAAAUGAGGAAUAUGCUUUCAGCUGUUUCAUUUAAGUUGGUUUCAGUGACACCUGGGAGCCUCGGAGGCUAGAGUGGUAUGUUCCAAGCCUUGUGAAGCAAGUGGAAAAAAAUAAAAUAUUAUAAGAAUUGUUUGGA
Meleagris gallopavo (turkey) is the source of this 1440-nucleotide messenger RNA. NCBI's taxonomy places the organism in Eukaryota, Metazoa, Chordata, Aves, Galliformes, Phasianidae. The record is from RefSeq and is a predicted model, not a curated record.